AUGACGGAGAAUUUUGGAACUAUAGGCGUGUACAGAUUUGAGGUAGGAUGGAUGUUUAGAAUUGCAUUUACACCCAUUAUUAAUCCUAGGAUUAUGCCUAUAUUCACUGCACAAGGAUAUGCACCCAUCUCAGUUAAAACUAUCGCUCACUACGGCCAAAUUAUUAAUAACAAAGGAAACUUUACCCAAUACGAUUAUGGCAUGUUGGGGAAUUUAAAAAGAUACCAUUCCCAGGAACCACCAAAAUAUAAUCUUGAAGAUAUUCCUGUUAAUGUGACUUUAAUAUACGGCAACAAAGAUAAGUUGGCUUAUAAAACUGAUGUUGAAGAUCUCUAUUCAAAUUUACAUCCAAACAGAAGAAGCAUUAUUGAAAUACCAAGAAAUGGUACUUCUGAAAGUUGGGCUCAUCUGGAUUUUGUCAUAGGUGUCAAUAUUAAAACAGUUAUGUAUCCAGAAAUCGAUGAUGUUUUGGAUAAAAUGAAAUAA
Messenger RNA from Brassicogethes aeneus, 486 nucleotides. The record is from the annotation of a GenBank genome assembly. Lineage: Eukaryota; Metazoa; Arthropoda; Insecta; Coleoptera; Nitidulidae.